AUGAAACAUACAUCCAUUCACACUAAAGCAAAGCACUUCAACUCCAAAGGAGUCCAUUCGGCAGCUCCCGGCCAGACACCGAACGUAGGUCAAGCCCCGGCACCAGCCUACGACCGAUUCCUGCCACACCAAAUCACGAAUCAAACUCCCUACCGAACGGCACCUGCCGUGUCAGCCCUUUACACAGCAGGAGAUAAGCGAAGGGACGGAUUUCAGGGUCAGCAUGACGGAGGCAAACGCAAUAAGGAGCCAAGUGACCUAGUCGAUUUCCAAAGCCCAAAAAGGGCCCGACUAGAGGAAGUUUUUACUGCGCUCAACUCAACUUACGAACAUGUUCUCAUGGCCGAAAAUCAGAUGAUUCUGAAGCCCAGCAACCGGAAGCUUCCUCGACAAGUCGACAAAGAUACGGGAGUGUUCUGCCGAUACCACCAGUACAAUAGCCAUGAUACCGAAUCAUGCAUCGCCCUCCGAAAAAUUGUUGAAAAACUAAUCAGCGAAGGCAAGCUAGACCAGUAUCUGAGUGCACACCCAGCUCCCAAACACCUGCGCAAUCGCCAGAUCAACAUGAUCAGCGGCGGUACACCGAUUGCCGAUUCUAGCAAUCGAUCCGUCAAAAAUUACUUGCAUGCCAUUCGACAUUCUCAGGUCCUCAGUAUCACUGAAGGGCACAGCAACAAAAUCCGGCGACUCGGGUCGGAGCCCAUCACCUUUUUUGAGAAAGAAGAAAAAUGCAUCAUCUUCCCCCAUACCGACCCCAUGAUCAUUCGGGCAGACAUUGCCGAUUUUAACGUAGGUUGA
Messenger RNA from Prunus armeniaca (apricot), 798 nucleotides. NCBI's taxonomy places the organism in Eukaryota, Viridiplantae, Streptophyta, Magnoliopsida, Rosales, Rosaceae. The record is from the annotation of a GenBank genome assembly.